AUGGCUCCCGCUAUCGGAAUUGACUUGGGUACCACCUACUCCUGUGUCGGUAUCUACCGUGAUGACCGCAUUGAGAUUAUCGCCAACGAUCAGGGUAACCGCACCACUCCCUCGUUCGUCGCCUUCACCGACUCAGAGCGUCUGAUCGGUGACUCGGCCAAGAACCAGGUCGCCAUGAACCCUCACAACACCGUCUUCGACGCCAAGCGCCUCAUUGGCCGCAAGUUCGCCGAUGCUGAGGUCCAGGCCGACAUGAAGCACUUCCCCUUCAAGGUCAUCGACAAGGCUGGCAAGCCCGUCGUUCAGGUCGAAUUCAAGGGUGAGGAGAAGACCUUCACUCCUGAGGAGAUCUCCUCCAUGGUUCUCACUAAGAUGCGUGAGACCGCCGAGUCAUACCUUGGUGGCACCGUCAACAACGCUGUUGUCACUGUCCCUGCUUACUUCAACGACUCUCAGCGCCAGGCUACCAAGGAUGCCGGUCUGAUUGCUGGCCUCAACGUCCUCCGUAUUAUCAACGAGCCCACCGCCGCUGCCAUUGCCUACGGUCUUGACAAGAAGGUUGAGGGUGAGCGCAACGUCCUCAUCUUCGAUCUUGGUGGUGGUACCUUCGAUGUCUCGCUCCUCACCAUCGAGGAGGGUAUCUUCGAGGUCAAGUCUACUGCCGGUGACACUCACNUUGGUGGUGAGGACUUCGACAACCGUCUCGUCAACCACUUCGUCAACGAAUUCAAGCGUAAACAUAAGAAGGACUUGACCUCCAACNCCCGUGCUCUCCGCCGCCUGAGAACUGCUUGCGAGCGUGCCAAGCGUACCCUCUCUUCGUCUGCUCAGACCUCUCUCGAGAUCGACUCUCUAUUCGAGGGUAUCGACUUCUACACCUCCCUCACUCGUGCCAGAUUCGAGGAGCUCUGCCAGGACCUCUUCCGUGGCACCAUGGAGCCCGUCGAGCGCACUCUCCGUGACGCCAAGAUCGACAAGUCUUCCGUCAACGAGAUCGUUCUCGUCGGUGGUUCCACCCGUAUUCCCAAGAUCCAGAAGAUGGUCUCCGACUUCUUCGGUGGUAAGGAGCCCAACAAGUCCAUCAACCCCGAUGAGGCUGUCGCCUACGGUGCUGCCGUCCAGGCCGCCAUCCUUUCCGGUGACACUUCUUCCAAGUCCACCAACGAGAUCCUUCUUCUCGACGUCGCCCCGUUGUCUCUCGGUAUCGAGACCGCUGGUGGUGUCAUGACUGCUCUCAUCAAGCGCAACACCACCAUUCCUACCAAGAAGUCUGAGACCUUCUCUACCUUCUCCGACAACCAGCCCGGUGUCUUGAUCCAGGUCUUCGAGGGUGAGCGUGCACGCACCAAGGACAACAACCUUCUCGGCAAGUUCGAGCUUACCGGCAUUCCCNCUGCCCCUCGUGGUGUUCCCCAGAUCGAGGUUACCUUCGACGUUGAUGCCAAUGGUAUCAUGAACGUCUCUGCCCUCGAGAAGGGUACCGGCAAGACCAACAAGAUCGUCAUCACCAACGACAAGGGCCGUCUCUCCAAGGAGGAGAUCGAGCGCAUGCUCUCCGAGGCUGAGAAGUACAAGGAGGAGGACGAGGCCGAGGCCGCCCGUAUCGGCGCCAAGAACGGCCUCGAGUCCUACGCCUACUCUCUCAAGAACACCAUCUCCGACCCCAAGGUUGAGGAGAAGCUCCCUGCCGAUGACAAGGAGAAGCUCCAGGCCAAGAUCAACGAGACCGUUGAGUGGAUCGACUCCAACACCACCGCUACUAAGGAGGAGUACGAGUCCCAGCAGAAGGAGCUUGAGGGAGUAGCUAACCCUAUCAUGACUGCCUUCUACCAGCAGUCUGGUGGCGCUCCCGAGGGUGGCAUGCCCGGCGGUAUGCCUGGCGGCGCUGGUGCUGCCCCUGCCCACGAUGACGGCCCUUCCGUUGAGGAGGUCGAUUAA
Messenger RNA from Aureobasidium vineae, 1938 nucleotides. The record is from the annotation of a GenBank genome assembly. Lineage: Eukaryota; Fungi; Ascomycota; Dothideomycetes; Dothideales; Saccotheciaceae.